AUGGCUAGUAGUCGUGCGGGUGGUAGUGGUGGGGGCGCUAGUGAUAGUGAUAGUGAUAGUGAGAAUGAAUUGGAUGUCGCUGUGGAAGGGGCGAUUGAUCGAUUUCUACGGCAGAGGCAGCAGCGGUGGCAGCAGGCCGCGGUACCUCGGCCGAUCCAUCGGCGACAUCAUGUACCCUGGGACCACAUUGCUGCACAUAUUCGGUUGUAUCAGGACUACUUCGCUCCGCAGCCGCGUUUUGGGGAUGCCUUAUUCCGGCAACGUUUUAGGAUGCAUCGUCCAUUGUUUAUGCAUAUCGUGGGUGCUUUAGAGAGAAGAUACAAGUAUUUCAGGGUCAGAGAGGAUGCGGCUGGCAAACCCGGACACACGCCCUUACAGAAGUGCACUGCCGCAAUCAGGCAACUGGCGUACGGAGGCCCGGCCGACAUGUUCGACGAGUACCUCCACAUUGGCAAGUCGUCAGCCGUCGAGUGUCUGCAGAAUUUUUGCGCGGGCGUUAGAGUGAUAUUCGGGGAUCGCUAUCUUCGGAGUCUGAGCCCCGAAGACUGCCAGCAGCUCAUAAAUAUGCACGGGUCGGUGCACGGGUUCCCUGGAAUGUUGGGCAGCAUAGAUUGUAUACAUUGGGAGUGGAAGAACUGCCCCGCCGUCUGGAAAGGGAUCUUCACUACCGGCUUCAAAUCCAAGCAUCCAACCAUGAUCCUUGAAGUUGUAGCUGACUACCGGCUGUGGAUUUGUUUCGUCACCAACGGUCACCAGAACAAUAUGGGAUACUAUUUGGCAGAUGAGAUAUGCCUAAACUGGCUCGUCUUUGUGAAGACAAUCAAGCAUCCGAUCGAACAAAAGAAGUCCUACUUUGCGAGCCGUCAGGAGGCAGCGCGCAAGGAUGUUGAGCGGGCAUUUGGUGUGCUCCAAAGUCGAUGGGCGAUGGUGAAGGGUCCUUCACGGAUGUGGUAUAUUCCCAACAUCGGCGACUGUUAG
Molecule: messenger RNA, 978 nt
Organism: Salvia hispanica
Lineage: Eukaryota; Viridiplantae; Streptophyta; Magnoliopsida; Lamiales; Lamiaceae
Source: RefSeq, a predicted model, not a curated record